Molecule: messenger RNA, 1227 nt
Organism: Linnemannia hyalina
Lineage: Eukaryota; Fungi; Mortierellomycota; Mortierellomycetes; Mortierellales; Mortierellaceae
Source: the annotation of a GenBank genome assembly
AUGAACAUCAACCCACAGGCACUCCUGGCAACCAUCACCGACGCCAUCGGACAACUCACAGGAUGCUGCAUGCCAAACCCAACACUCUACAUCAACCGCCGCUCAUUCAAGGUCAUCAAACUCCUCGGUGAAGGUGGAUUCAGCUUUGUGUACUUGGUACAGGAUGUGGCGACAGGAAGACUCUAUGCGUUGAAGAAGAUCCGGUGUCCCUUUGGCAGCGAGGGAGUGCAGGACGCUAUGAAAGAGGCAGAGAUGUACAGGACCUUUCAGCACGAGAACGUGAUCAAAGUCAUGGACACAUGUGUAGUAUCGGACAAGGAUGGAAGCAAGAUUGUAUACAUUUUCUUGCCCUACUACAAACGUGGCAACCUCUUGGACGCCAUCUCAGCAAACCUGCUCCAUCACACCCAUUUCUCAGAGCCGGAUAUGCUGCGAUUCUUCCGAGGCAUUUGCUACGGAGUGAGGGCUCUCCACUGCCACCGUCUGCCCAAUGUUCCCAUCAGCUCACGGGAGGAUGAAGACGCCUCGAACAGCGGCAUUGAGGCGUGGGAUUCUCGCGACAGCCGGACCAGCAUGAGGCGGCAAGGAUCUUCGCUGUCGUUUGCGGGAUCGGAGAACGGGACUGGAUUGACGGAUAUGAGCAGAUCCGCAUCUGGUACCAAUGAUGCUGCUGCAGGUGGCGCUGCUACAGGUGGCAAUGGACUCGGACCGGCUCAAGACAAUGACGCGGUGAUUGUACCCUUUGCACACAGGGAUAUCAAGCCCGCCAAUGUGCUGAUUGCAGAUGACGGACAGACGCCGGUGCUGAUGGACUUUGGGUCAAUGGCCAGGGCUCGAGUUAAGAUCCAGACGAGACAGCAGGCAUUAUUUGAGCAGGAUCUGGCAGCGGAGAAGUGCUCUAUGCCCUACAGAGCGCCUGAGCUUUUUGAUGUUAAGACCGGAUCUACCCUCGACGAGAAAGUUGACAUCUGGUCGCUAGGAUGCACGUUGUAUGCGAUGGCGUAUGGGACAUCUCCGUUUGAGACGAACCAGAUUAACCAGGGAGGAUCGAUUGCGCUUGCAGUUUUGAACGGCACAGUGCGAUUCCCCACAGUUGACCAGGCAGACCGGUAUUCGUCUGAGUUGCGCGACUUGAUCAAGGCGAUGCUGGUGGUUGACCCAGCGAUGCGGCUGGAUAUCCACGAGGUUAUUGAGCGCGUCGAUCUCCUCUUGACCCGACCUCUUUGA